Messenger RNA from Pieris brassicae (large cabbage white), 3128 nucleotides. Its product is annotated as zinc finger protein 98-like. Lineage: Eukaryota; Metazoa; Arthropoda; Insecta; Lepidoptera; Pieridae. The record is from RefSeq and is a predicted model, not a curated record. Gene Ontology annotation, cellular component: nucleus. Gene Ontology annotation, biological process: regulation of transcription by RNA polymerase II. Gene Ontology annotation, molecular function: zinc ion binding; DNA-binding transcription activator activity, RNA polymerase II-specific; RNA polymerase II cis-regulatory region sequence-specific DNA binding. The coding region runs from base 110 to 2008 and encodes 632 amino acids. The transcript is spliced from 6 exons.
UGUUUUAUAAUGGCGGAUCUUCGAUUAAGGCACGCCAAGAAUAUACCGCUAAUUAAUUCCUAAGUGUAUAAUUAUUAGUGAAGUUUAUGUGGAAUUAGAUAUAUAAACAAUGGAAGCUUUGAAGGACGGAAUGUGUCGGUGUUGUGCCUCCGAGGGUACUUAUAAAGACUUCACAGCUUCAUAUCAAUGGAUGGGUGCCGAAGAAGUAUAUGGCGACAUGUUAAAGGAUUGCUUCGAUAUUACUCUGUCAACGUCACUGGUGAACAAUGGUGGUAUUUGCGAGGUCUGCAUCACACAAUUACGGAAUGCAUUUAAUUUUAAAAAACAGGUACAAAAUACUGAAGAACAAUUUAAGAGGAUGCAAGAUAAGUUUUUAAAAGGGGAUAUAGUUAAAAUAGAAUUGAACAAUGAUCCAAUGGAAAACUCUGAUGGUGGUGAUAAUAUUGAUGAUGAUUUCUCUAGUCCUGAAUAUGACGUACCAAUCCAGUCGAUUAAAAUUGAGAAGAUGGAAUCGAAAACGAAAAAGCGACCAGCUAGAGCCUCCACGUCGAAGGCGAAAAAGCCCAAGGUGGAAGUUGGCGAGCCGUCGAAUAAACUUUUCGAGAUGCGUUCAAAAAAUGCAGAGAAAUGUAAAAAAUAUCGUAACCGAAAAAAAGAGGCGAAUCCAAAAAUAAAAAAAAUAACAUUAACAUCGGCAGAAAGGUCUCGGAUGUAUAGGUUGCGGAAAAAACAACUCGUUCAAGGAAUUGUAUCAUCUGUGAAUGAAGUUUUGUAUACUCCAUCAUCUUCGAACUCGCUAAUGACGUUUGAUCAAUCGCCUCAGCCCGUAACUGCCGGUAUACCCACGGAUGUUGUUGUUAAAAUGGAAAGAGUAGAUUCUGAUUCGGAAGAAUAUGAUGAGGAAUGGCAAUCCAAUUUGGCAGUGUUUACAUCGACAAAGGAAUCUGAGAAGAUCAGCUUAAACGAGGAAAUGAACAAGCACUGGGUUAACAUACGGGAGAUACUGAAGUGGUCCAACGCUACGCCAAUAAGGAGUUAUGGUGGCAGAGGAUACCUUUGCUGCUAUUGUUCUAAACAAUUCGUUGAUCCCAGGGACUUGAGAGCUCACACAUCACAGUCCCAUAUCGGAAUAAAUGAUGCAUGUUUUACGAAGAAAGCACAUUUGAAUGGCUACUGUAUUAAGCUGGAUAUAACCGAACUGUUUUGCAACAUUUGCGGUGAAUCCAUAGACAACGUGGAAUUGCUGUUGGACCACCUUUCGAAGUAUCACAGUAUACAAAUCUACACGGAUAUUAAGAACCUUAUAGUUCCAUUUAAAUUUAAUAGUGAGGAACUGCAAUGCUGUAUAUGUGAUGAGAAAUUUGGUGCUUUCAAAGUGCUGUUGGCGCAUAUGAAUGAUCACAUCAGGAAUUAUGUAUGCGAAGUGUGCGACGCUGGUUUUGUCAACGUGAAGCAACUGCGCGGGCACGCAGAGAUCCAUAAAACUGGGUCGCACAAGUGUGAGCAGUGCGGCAAAGUUUUCUCCACGAUGCGCUCCUGCUCGUUCCACAUGAACAGGGUGCAUCGCCGUACCUUCGUUUAUAAGUGCGGUCACUGCUCGCAAUCGUUCAAGGAGUCCAGACAGAAGCAGAAACACCAACUGGAGGUGCACGGCGUGGGUGCUGUGAUCACGUGUGAAUAUUGCGAGCGUUGCUUCAAAAAUCAGACGACUUACAAAAUCCACGUAAAUCGUGAUCAUCUGAAAUUACGGAAGUUUGCCUGUACCAUGUGCGAAAUGAGGUUUUAUAAGUGCAGCGAUUUACACGAUCAUAUGGUGAGGCAUACCGGUGAGCGUGUUUAUAAAUGCGACAUAUGCCAGAAAGCGUUUGCGCGACGUAAAACAUUGCGGGAGCAUACCAGGAUUCAUCUUGACGAUAAAAGAUUUAAAUGUGAACAUUGUGAUAAAGGUUUUGUUCAGAAGUGCAAUUUGCGUACACACCUCUUAAACAAACACAAACUAAUUAUUUAAAGCGAACAUAACAGCACCUUAUAUCCUCAUAUGAAAUCAUUCAAAACUCGAGGGAUUCUUAAAAUAUUAUUCGAGUGUUUGAAAGAUCAAAUGGUUCGAUAUUUGCUAGAGAUAAUAAAGUGUUCAAUUAUUGUUACUGUUUUUCUUUGACAAUGUCAAAAGUUUAGAAGUUAUCGUGUAUAUAUGUAUUCAUAACGUGAAUUAAUGAAUUCGAAAGGACUCUGUUAUUCUGGGUUCCUUCAAAGCACAUUGCUGCUGGUCUGACGGCUCUAACUCCUUUUUAAGAGAAAAAGUUCCUAAAUGCUUUUUCAUGACAUUCGUUUUGUAGACAAGCUUUUGGCUUGACCUCUGCCAAAGGUUUUGAUGUAUCGUUCUCAUGUCAAUCAUAACAAAAUCAUAGAUUCGUGUACGUUGAUAGUUAGAACUAGUCGCAAAAUGUACUUCAAUACAAUAUUUCUGUCUUGCUCUUUGCAACUUUGAAUUGUAGUGAUAUAUUUCGAAAUGAAAUUUUUUUGGGGAACUCUUGAUAACUAUACCAGUUUUGAAUUAACGAGAGUCGACUGUAUGUUACAGUACGAGGCAUGCCUUUAGUUUUGACGUUUGAAGACAAAAAACACAACUAGAACCUUUAGUACUUUUUAUUGUUUUUCAAAGUAUCUUAAUACACUUUUCCAUUCGCUCGUAACAGUUAUUCUCAAGUGAAGGUGUUCAAAAUGGCCGACUUGAAAGCGUCGACUACUUCUUCACCGCGAAACCUUUGACCACGAAUACUUUCUUAAUUUUAGGAAAUGUACAGAUAUCGUUAGGUCAGGACUCAGGACUGUAUGAGGAUGGUCAAGAAUUUCUACGUUUGAGGAGCGCUUUUCGAGAAAGAUUCAUUUUCGUACAUAACCUGACAGUUCCUAAUAAUUUUGACGUGACAACGUCUUAUAAUUCGAUGGAGCCGGCUGCACGCACGAAUAAACAUGACUCAUGCGGCGUUACGUCGCUCUGAGACGUUCUAUUUAUGGCUUGAAGUGCAAGCGAGAGCGCGGUACGAGCGACAAAGAGGCACAAUCGGCAGCGUUCAACAUCCGUAAUUGUGUUCUCCACUUACCUCCUUCUCUAUAUCCAUACAAAA